AUGACCGACCGACCAUGGACGUUGGCCGCUGGCGGGUCCGCAAGGAUGUGGGCCUCGCCCGCCGCUGCCCAAGCGGGCGAUCGGCUGCCGGUCGGCCCGGGCCGCGUCUCCUCGCCGGCGUUGUCCCGUCCCAACGGAUGCGGCGACGGCAGGGCGCCGCAUUGCCCGCGGAAGGGGGGGCGCUUGGGCAUCCGCUUCGGGACGCCCAAUGGGGCCCAGAGGUGUGGCAUUGCGGGCUGCGCGGAUCAUGACGCCGUGGAGCUGGCGGCCUCGCCUGGGCGCAGCGAUUGCGAUUCACAGAUACCUUUUGUGGACUGGUUGAAGGCCUACAAGUAUGAGGAAGAGACAUUACAUGGGACGCUUCACAUCCAGCCGCUGACUCGCGCAAUAAUUCCGCGAGUAGCCAGGCUGUUGGAAGAGACAUUUGCUGAUAGUUUGGGAUAUCGCCAAAUGUUCAGGUGGUGGCUCCGCAUGCAGGCAGAGAACUAUCUUGCAAUCUGUCUUGACUGCCUCCCUGCUGGUGUGGUGCUUGUCGCCACUCUGAUUCCAAACGAUGAUUUCCGAGAGCAGCAUGCAAAUGACCUAGGGAAGGGCACUGUGCCAGCCACAAAAAUGGACAGCAGCAAAUUUCAAGGUUUCGAUUCGUCCCAAUUCAAGCCGGAUGUCAACACAAGUGGCGGGCAACAGCAAGGGUGGUCGUCACCUUUUGUUCCAUUUAACAUGCAGCCAAAAGGGUUUUGGAAAGCCAAUGGAAAGAAGAAAGACAAGAUCUUUCAGGGCUUUCGUGAUGAUCUAGAUGUUCUUGGGGAGAAGGAUAUGUUGGAUUCUGUGCAAUUGAGAGGAGCAGCAUAUGCCCAAAAUGGUGUGGAGGAAUGGAAUGAAGGGGUAGUUAGUAGGGCACAGAAGAAAUCUGGCACUGACGCAUUGGAGGACAGUUUGGCAGAUAUCAAAAGCACCGAUGAAAGCUUCGAAUUGGUUUCUGAACCAUCUCAACUGCAAACAUCAGCUUCCACAGACAGCAUAAAGGCUGAGGCUGAGGCUGAGGCUGAGGAACAGGGAGAAGCAAAGCGUGAGGAUUCAGCAGUUGUUGUUGAUGGGGAACCAGCUAAACAACCAGUGAGCGAUCAGGAGGAGAUUCUGCUGGGCACAGUAGAGGUGUCUUUAGACAAUUCCACUCGGCCAUUCUUCUGGUUUUUGAAACCUCCAGAGGGCAGUGCCUUCAUCUCGAACAUGGCUGUGGACCCCUCUUUCAGGCGCCAGGGCCAUGGCACUCGACUGUUAAAGGCUGUGGAGCAUGUGGCAAGGCGUUGCGGCAACCCAUGCACUUGUUUACAUGUCAGAUUUGAGGACACUGGUGCCAUUGCACUGUACCAACGAGAAGGCUACUAUAAAGAAGACGAAGACAAUUUUCUCUGGUCCGCUGCUGGUUUUGAUAGGAAGGCACUCCUUAGGAAGGACAUGGCAGGCUCACAAGCUGAGGGAGGGAUGUAA
Messenger RNA from Ostreobium quekettii, 1491 nucleotides. The record is from the annotation of a GenBank genome assembly. Lineage: Eukaryota; Viridiplantae; Chlorophyta; Ulvophyceae; Bryopsidales; Ostreobiaceae.